AAGCGUGCAAGUAGUGAGAAGAAAGGUCGCAUUACGAAUACAAGGCGACUAAAUUGACAGUUUACUAGACCGCGUUAAUGCACGUGUUUUUAUGUUCGUCCGUUGUAAAUACAAAUAAAAGCAUUUACCAAAGCAAAGUUAAGAAACAAGCUCCAUGCUCUCUUAAACUCCAUUGAAAUUAGGCGACUCGUGAUUUAAAAAGCUGUCGGAAUGGAUCCGUUGUUAUAUUUAGGUGGGUUAGUUGUUUUGUUUUUGUUAUGGAUUAAAGUAAAGGGCUUGGAGUACGUGAUAGUACACCAGAGAUGGAUCUUUGUUUGCCUCUUUCUCCUCCCCUUAUCCGUGAUAUUUGAUGUGUACUAUUACCUGCGCGCGUGGAUCAUCUUCAAGAUGUGCUCAGCGCCCAAACAGCACGACCAGCGAGUCAGAGACAUCCAGAGACAGGUGCGAGAAUGGAAAAAAGAGGGGGGAAAGAAGAAAUAUAUGUGCACAGGUCGUCCAGGAUGGUUGACUGUGUCCCUCAGGGUCGGAAAAUACAAGAAGACGCACAAAAACAUCAUGAUUAACAUGAUGGACAUCCUGGAGGUGGACACAAAACGGCAGGUGGUGCGUGUUGAACCUUUAGCUAACAUGGGUCAGGUGACCGCUCUGCUCAACUCUAUUGGCUGGACACUGCCUGUGUUGCCUGAACUUGAUGACCUCACAGUUGGUGGGCUGGUAAUGGGAACAGGCAUUGAGUCUUCAUCUCACAUCUACGGCCUGUUCCAACACAUUUGUGUGGCCUUUGAGCUGGUGUUGGCUGAUGGUAGUCUGGUCCGCUGCACUGAGAAAGAAAACUCUGACCUGUUCUAUGCCGUUCCUUGGUCCUGCGGGACUCUGGGGUUUCUGGUUGCGGCGGAGAUCCGGAUAAUCCCAGCUCAAAAAUGGGUGAAGCUUUGUUACGAGCCUGUACGAGGCUUGGAUGCUAUUUGCAAGAAGUUUGCAGAGGAAUCAGCCAAUAAGGAGAACCAGUUUGUGGAGGGACUGCAGUACUCUCGGGACGAGGCUGUGAUUAUGACGGGCACCAUGACAGAUUAUGCAGAGCCUGACAAGACUAACUGUAUAGGUUACUAUUUCAAGCCGUGGUUCUUUCGGCAUGUGGAGGGUUUCCUCAAGCAGAACCGUGUAGCAGUGGAGUACAUCCCUCUCCGGCACUACUACCACAGACACACUCGCAGCAUUUUCUGGGAACUACAAGACAUCAUUCCGUUUGGGAAUAACCCGUUGUUCAGGUAUGUGUUCGGCUGGAUGGUUCCUCCUAAGAUCUCUCUGCUGAAGCUCACACAGGGAGAGACCAUCCGCAAACUGUACGAGCAGCACCAUGUGGUGCAGGACAUGCUGGUCCCCAUGAAACACAUCAAGACCUCCAUCCUACGCUUCCACGAGGACAUAAACGUGUAUCCUCUGUGGCUGUGUCCCUUCAUGCUGCCCAAUCAGCCGGGAAUGGUGCAUCCUAAAGGAAAUGAAGAUGAGCUGUAUGUUGAUAUCGGAGCAUAUGGGGAGCCCCAAGUCAAACAUUUUGAAGCCAAAUCAUCCACGCGCCAGCUGGAGAAGUUUGUUAGAGAGGUUCACGGAUUCCAGAUGCUGUAUGCUGAUGUAUACAUGGAACGACAGGAAUUCUGGGAGAUGUUCGAUGGAACACUGUAUCAUAAACUCAGAGAGCAGCUCGACUGUAAAGAUGCAUUUCCUGAAGUAUUUGACAAAAUCUGCAAGUCUGCAAGACACUGAAUCAGAGCAACCCUGAAAGGUGUGACCAGCAAAACGGCCAAAUAAACUGUACAACGCUUUUGCUGAAGAACAUGAGCAAAUGGGCAGAUAUACUUAAAGGGCAAAUACUCGUAUUUCUUGAAGGAACACCAGCUAAGUUUCAAAUUCAACCCAUUUUUCAACUCUAAAAAUUUAUUAUUUUUUUAAAAAGUUUAACAUAAUAAGAUUCAUUUGCUUAACAGAUCAGUAGUUUGUCCAUUCAAAUCUGAAUAAAUACAAAGUAUAAAUCAAAACUAUUAUAAAUUAUAAAUACAAACUAUUUUUGAAAACAUUGACUCUGUUAAGCAUCAUAUGACAAACAUUUAUUUUAAGUGCAACUACUGAAGCUAUAUACAGUAGGCCUAGAAUAUAAAUAAUAAUAGUAAGUAAAUAAUAAUAAUAUAUAUAUAUAUAUAGACAAACUCGCAAUUGCUACUAGAAAAAAUGUCCGAAUUGUGAGAGAAAAAAAAUCUGCAAUAAGAUCUUUUUUUAUUUCAUGGUGGAAAUGCGCUUCCAUAAAAUUACCUAUGAUUAUUAAAACAAAUGAAUUUUAAGAACAAAUUCUUUAUUUUCCUACAUUGUCAAUGUUUCCUACCUCACACUAGAUGUCUUAACAAUAUCUAACAUAAGGAUUCAUUUUUGAAGUGCGUUGAAAGGGAUAUUUUAUAGACUAAAAACAUUAAAACACUAAUAUACUGUACACCUGGCACCGUUUGUGAAUGUGUUUAGCAUUUGUUUUCGACUCGUAAUACCACUUUUUAAUAUGAAAAAUAUAUUUGUUCUUAUUAUUGAGUUACUUUUGUCAUGACUUAUUAGUUAUUUUCUGUUACAUAGUCUAAAAACAUAAACUUUUUUUUCAUUUUUUAUCUACGUAUCAUAUUUGUGGCCUUCUGAAAUUGUUUUUGCCCUUUUAUACUGUUCACACAGUAUAUAUUCUGUAUUUGGAUUUUCAGUGUGCUGAAUGAUGUUACAUACUUGGCAGUCUCAAAAUAUCCAUUAAAAUGAAUAAUUUAAACCAUAGA
Molecule: messenger RNA, 2804 nt
Organism: Pimephales promelas (fathead minnow)
Lineage: Eukaryota; Metazoa; Chordata; Actinopteri; Cypriniformes; Leuciscidae
Gene: dhcr24
Product: 24-dehydrocholesterol reductase
Biological process (GO): steroid metabolic process
Cellular component (GO): membrane; cytoplasm
Molecular function (GO): Delta24(24-1) sterol reductase activity; FAD binding
Source: RefSeq, a predicted model, not a curated record